AUGGGCUCCCAAACCAGCACCACAAGGCAGCACGCCUUCAGCGACACUUACCGCAGCGGAAUUCCCGGUGCGUCGGGUGUACGUACACCCCACCCAAACCCUAAACCCUACCCAAACCCUAAACCCUCGCCAAACCCUAAACCCUCGCCAAACCCUAAACCCUCGCCAAACCCUAAACCCUCGCGCCUAAGCCGGGCUUCUGUUCCCCCGCGCCGCAGCGCUGCGGUCUUCCUCGCGCGCUGCUGCUGCAUCUGCUGCGCUGCUGCUGCUGCCGCUGCUGCGCCGCCACCUGUUGCUGCUGCUGCUGCUGCUGCGCCUCCACCUGCUGCUGCUGCUGCUGCUGCUUCUGCUUCUGCUCGUGCUGCUUUCCUGCUGCUGCUGCGCGUCGUCCUGCUGCUGCUACUGUGCUGCUGCUGCUGGUGCUGCGCCGCCACCUGCUGCUGCUGCUGCUGCUCCUCCUCCUCCUCCCGUGCUGCUGUUGCGCCUGCACGUGCUGCUGCUGCUGCCGCUGCUGCUGCUGCUGCGCUGCUGCUGCUGCUGCCGUUUCUGCUGCUGCUGCCGCAGCUCCGCCGCUGCGCGCGCGCCUCCAGCUGCUGCUGCUGCUGCUGCUGCUGCUGCUGCUGCUGCUGCUCAGGAAUAGGCCCGCUGCAGACUGGAGAAGCAGCAGCAGAAGAGCUUUCUUUGACUUAUGGGCCCUCCACUCAUGGGGGCCCCCUGGGGGCCUCUUUUGCUGCUUCUCCCCGCGGGGAGCUGCAGCAGCUUUAUGGCCGGGGGCCCCCCGACCCGAAGCACUCUUCGGAAGACGAGGACCUCAUCCCCUGCGUCUUCACGUGA
This is a messenger RNA of Eimeria necatrix, 834 nucleotides long. RefSeq lists its product as hypothetical. The transcript has a single exon. The record is from RefSeq and is a predicted model, not a curated record. Lineage: Eukaryota; Apicomplexa; Conoidasida; Eucoccidiorida; Eimeriidae. Bases 1 to 834 code for a protein of 277 amino acids.